This is a messenger RNA of Centruroides sculpturatus (bark scorpion), 971 nucleotides long. RefSeq lists its product as uncharacterized. The coding region runs from base 61 to 654 and encodes 197 amino acids. Lineage: Eukaryota; Metazoa; Arthropoda; Arachnida; Scorpiones; Buthidae. The record is from RefSeq and is a predicted model, not a curated record. The transcript is spliced from 9 exons.
UGCUCAACUAUAGGCAUCUGACUUGCAGAUAUUUUAUUUAUUUUACUUGAAUACUUGAAAAUGAAUUCCUACGUUAUAUUCGUGAUUUCGAUUAUUAUAAAUUUCGUAUUUUUAACUACAGGAUCGGGAAUAUACUCUGAUCCAUGCCUUAAAAAAUUGCAAGAAUGUGUUAUCGAAAAAAUUAAUACCAAACAAUGGACAGAUGAUUGGGAUGCUUGCUGUAAUAAUUUGUACUCUCGGAUCGAUUCAUUUAAUAAAUCAACAUUUUUAAUGGAGGUGAAUAAAUGUGCUCAAGAAAAAUCGAAGAAGGAUUUUGAAAUCUGCGAGAAAUUUUGUGACGAAUCGUUAAUUAAAGCAAUUAAAGAAAAUAAAACCUUAUCGGAUGACGAGCAGAAGUUCGUCGAACAUUCGGCUCCCGAGAAACCAAGUGAUGUUUCCCAUUGCGAAGAUUACGUCCACAAAGUUAUGAAAAAUGUUAAAGAAAAUUGUAAACCCGAAUCUGAACAUUACAGAGAAGAAUGCGAAAGUUUUGAACUUUUGCACGAAAAAUAUUCCAAAGAAAGAAAAAAUCAUGCACCUUCGAUUUCCGCUUUCAACGUAGUACACUUUAUUAUGGAGAUUAUUCUUUCUCUCGGAAUAUUAAUGACGCUGUAAUAAUUAAGAACUUACUCUGAAACAUUUACGUUGAAAUUCUUAAAAAUUUCAAUUGAAAUCCUUUGAAAACAAAUAUCGAAUUCUACGUAAAAAUAUUUUUUUCUUCACUUUAUAUUGUCGCGAUCCACAUAGCAAUGGACAAUGUUUGUAUGUUGAGAGCCAUGGGAUUCCAUUUCAAUGUGUAUAUGUACGGUAUGAUUUAUUUUUAAGCAACUGACAAAGCUGUUUCAAUACGUUACACAUGCAUGCACAUUCUCUUUAGAAAUAUCUGUAUAUCGUGCAAAAAAUAAAGGUUUUACUGUAAAAUUUAUUUUUGU